Molecule: messenger RNA, 1404 nt
Organism: Culicoides brevitarsis
Lineage: Eukaryota; Metazoa; Arthropoda; Insecta; Diptera; Ceratopogonidae
Gene: toy
Product: paired box protein Pax-6
Exons: 7
Coding region: 1-1404 (467 amino acids)
Biological process (GO): anatomical structure development; regulation of transcription by RNA polymerase II
Molecular function (GO): RNA polymerase II cis-regulatory region sequence-specific DNA binding; DNA-binding transcription factor activity, RNA polymerase II-specific
Source: RefSeq, a predicted model, not a curated record
AUGAAUAUGAUGCAUCAUGGUCAUGGCACUGCUCUAAGUCAAGGUGCCAUUUUUGGAUGUUCUAGUGCCGGACACAGUGGCAUCAAUCAGCUUGGCGGCGUUUAUGUCAAUGGACGACCGCUGCCCGAUUCGACGCGUCAAAAAAUUGUAGAGCUGGCACACAGUGGUGCCCGUCCCUGUGAUAUUUCACGAAUUUUACAAGUUUCCAAUGGAUGUGUCAGCAAAAUACUGGGAAGAUAUUAUGAGACUGGAUCGAUAAAGCCUCGUGCGAUUGGAGGCUCGAAACCACGAGUAGCGACACAAAAUGUCGUCGACAAGAUCAGCGACUACAAACGCGAGUGUCCGAGCAUCUUUGCCUGGGAAAUUCGCGAUAGACUACUCUCCGAAGGGGUCUGCAAUAGUGAUAAUAUACCAAGUGUUUCAUCAAUUAAUCGUGUUUUACGUAAUUUGGCGUCGCAAAAGGAGCAGCAGGCAUCAGUACAAAGUAGCGAUUCCGUCUACGACAAGUUGCGAAUUUUCAAUAAUCAGGCGAGCGGAUGGGCAUGGUAUCCGAGUGGCGCACCCCCGACCCACUUGUCGUUGCCAUCGGCGGCAGCUGCUUCGCAACUUAACAGUCAAUUAGCGCGCGAGGAUGUCGUUGGGGCAGCAAAACGAGGAUUAUUUUCGUCCCAUUUACGGACGCCGGGAUCGCAGGAAAGUUUGUCGGAUGGCAAUUCGGAGGCAGGAUCGUCAGGCGAUGAGGACUCGCAAAUGCGAUUACGACUCAAGAGAAAAUUACAACGAAAUCGUACGUCAUUCACGAAUGAGCAGAUCGAAAAUUUGGAAAAAGAAUUUGAACGCACCCAUUAUCCGGAUGUGUUUGCGCGCGAACGACUUGCAGAAAAAAUUGGCUUACCCGAGGCAAGAAUCCAGGUGUGGUUUUCCAAUCGACGCGCAAAGUGGCGACGCGAGGAAAAAUUGCGGACCCAACGACGAUCCGUGGACCACGUAAAUGGCAGUGCAAUAAAUUGUAGCAAUAAUCCUAGUAAUAAUAACAACAACAGCAGUGCUGGCGCAGGCGGUAACAGUGGCAACAAUAACGGCACAAAUACCAAUUCGGGAAGUCCACCAGCGGCGACGACACCACGUUUACAAAUUAAUUCCGGUUUCAAUUCAAUUUAUCCACCAAUACCUCAACCAAUUGCAACAAUGGCUGAAAGUUAUAGCUCCCUCACUUCAUCCUGUUUACAACAACGAGAAGGCUAUCCAUAUUCAUUUAGCGAUCCACUCCAUUCACUAAGUGCCCCAUACUCAAGAUCACCCAACUGCACACCAGCAAUUGCCCAUCAACAGCCCUCGUCCUUCUCAUGCAGCUCCGUCGCCACAAGUACAGGUAAAAUUUGGCAAAUUUCUUAUCAGUUAUGA